Messenger RNA from Lottia gigantea (owl limpet), 729 nucleotides. RefSeq lists its product as hypothetical. The record is from RefSeq and is a predicted model, not a curated record. Gene Ontology annotation, molecular function: hexosyltransferase activity. The transcript has a single exon. The annotation marks the transcript as partial. NCBI's taxonomy places the organism in Eukaryota, Metazoa, Mollusca, Gastropoda, Lottiidae. Gene Ontology annotation, cellular component: membrane.
AUUUUUAUUAUUAUUUUCUCCAUUCCUAGAAAUAUUGCUAGUAGAAACGCAAUCAGAUUUUCGUGGGCAUCUGUAUCAAACAAUAACACUGCUAGUACCAGAUACGCUUUCUUUUUCGGCAACAGUUCUGAUAAGAAUAUUUUGUUCCAGGAAGCAAAAAUUUAUAAAGACAUCAUCAUGGAGGAUUUUCAAGACAGUUAUCAGAAUUUAACCUACAAAACAAUGAUGGGAUUUAAAUUUGUUACUUUAUUCUGUAACAAUGCUAAAUACAUUCUUAAAACAGACGAUGAUAUGUGGAUCAAUCUCAAUUCCUUGAACGAAUAUUUACAGACAAACUCGGAAAAGUUAACCCAUUCUGUUGGAGGCUCUUGUCAUCAAACUGCAGGACCCAUCCGAUCUAAAUCCUCGAAAUGGUAUGCAAGUUUUGAAAGCUAUCCGAGUGCAAAAUAUCCAGGAUAUUGUUCAGGCACGGGCUAUAUUUUAACAACUAAAACAGCACAGCAAGUUUUAGAAAUCUCUAAAAAUGUGCCUUUUUUCCAUUUGGAAGAUGUUUACGUUUCCCUUUGUAUUCGAAAAUUGGGAUACUCAUUGGAAGGUAUUCCAGGUUUUUUUUAUGGUGCAGGUGCGAAAUCAGAUCUGUGUAGAUAUAAAAAGAAAGGUGUGAUAACAUGGCAUAUGGUUCCUCCUGACACCCUCCUAAAAAUAUGGUCUAGAAAUUGCAGAAACUAA